Molecule: messenger RNA, 1449 nt
Organism: Naegleria lovaniensis
Lineage: Eukaryota; Heterolobosea; Eutetramitea; Acrasida; Naegleriidae
Exons: 1
Coding region: 1-1449 (482 amino acids)
Source: RefSeq, a predicted model, not a curated record
AUGCCUCGACCACCUCUCGCUCGUUUUUGUUCGGCUUCUGCGGAAUUGUUGGAUCUGAAUACUCUGUGGUACAAAGACCUUGAGUAUUAUUUAUUGGAAUUACAUGAAUUUGUACAAAUUUAUAUCAUAGAGCAACAAGUUCUCACAUCGGAUCAAGCCAAACACUUGUUUCAUCAAAUGUAUCAUUUAGAACAGUUUUUAAAAAUUACAUCCGAGAUGAGAACAUGUGAGCAAGAAAUCAUUUCGGAUUUGAGGAAACAUGAAAAAGAAACAUCCAUCAACUGCUUCAACAUUCCCAAGGAUUUGUCUAACGAAACGCUCAAUGAAAUUGCAAUUUUUUUGGCUAGAUUGAUGGAAAAACAAUUAUUUCAUUUUAAUAUUUUAUUUACCAAUGAUGAAUAUAUUCACUGUUGCUUGUUUUUUAUCACAUGCGACGAUUGGAUUCGAAUACUGCAAGAUAUUCCCAAAAAAACCAAUGAAUUCAGAAAAUUGAAUAAGAGAAUUCAAAAUCUAUCAUUGCCAUACAAGAGUUCACAACAGUGUCUUUUUUAUUUUCACUGCAUAAUGUUUAGAGGCAAAAUUCCUAGAUAUAUUUUGAUGUUUAAAGAGUUGCUUAGAUAUUCCAAUUCAUUAACAUUUAAUGAUGAAACCGAAUCGUCGAGGUUUAUUCUGAAAAUCCAAGAAGUGUUGGCGUUAUGUGACAAAAUUGCACAUGGUGCCAAUCAAUAUUUAGCACUGAGAGAAAUUGUGGAUCAACUACCAACGAAUGUACUUCUUUCAAAGAUUUAUGUUGGAUUGACUGUUGUCAUCGAGAGGCACCAUACUGAAGAUACGAAUUCUAAAAAAGGAUUACUUUCAAAAUUGCUCAAGCGAAAGAAACACUCUUCUCAUUUAGGCCAAGCGAGUUCAACAAAAUCAGAACACUAUGAAAAUGGAUUAUUAAUAAUGUCUAAGAAAGGAUAUGUCAUGUGUUACAAGAAAGCCAGCGAUGAACUCAUAGCAUGCGGGUCAGGAUGCGGGUCAGAUACCACCAUAUGUGAAAUCUGGAACGCAAAAGAAAACAAAUGGUUUAGAAAAUACGAACAAGUCAUCCAUCCAAUACGAGUGACUGAUUUUGAUGUGCAUAGUAAUACUUUCACAACAGAUCUAUACUUGUCAGAUAAUAGUACCAGUAUUCAUAUUGUUCCAACUAACGUAGAAGGAAGUAAUGCCAUAUUGAAUACUGAUCAAGACAACACACAUGAUGGAUCAACACACUUGCAAUUUUUAUUUGAAAAUGAGAAUGAAUGUGGGAGGGUGUGGAAUUACCUGGUGGGUUUGAGGUCACAAACUUCUGGACCUGCACAGAUCAUGUCACAUUUUAGACGGUUUCACAAGUUGUACUCUCCAUAUGAGCAUGCGUUUCAAGAUGUCCUUUUUAAAUUUGACAUGGAUCACGAAGUUUGGUAA